UUCGAACUCAUAGAAGGCAGCUACGAGGUGGAGGUCAUUAUGGAAGCUCCAAAAGGAAUGGUGGGUACGUUUAAAGCGAUCGCUUGGCUAUGGGAGGAGUAUCCAAAGGGCUGUACAAUGGUUGCGAAGGGCGAUAUGCUUUCAUGCGUUAUUCCACAACUCCUACCGAAUGCCCCAUACACGGUUGCUGUGGAAACUUGCAAGGAGGAAAACGAUUGCGUUCUCUACAGUGAUUGCGUGGACUUUGUUUGGACAAAGCCUAGUGGUAAGACGUAG
Molecule: messenger RNA, 276 nt
Organism: Dibothriocephalus latus
Lineage: Eukaryota; Metazoa; Platyhelminthes; Cestoda; Diphyllobothriidea; Diphyllobothriidae
Source: the annotation of a GenBank genome assembly